GGAAACAGUUCGCUGGGAUAAAUCGAUGCGACAUUGUGGGCAACUUGUACAAGACCUGUCAAUUUGUUGCCCUCAUUUAUUGCCUCCAUCUGACAGGUCACACAAUGUCUCAAGCAAACCUCAUUCUCGGGUCUGCCCUCGCUGCCCUGCUCUAUUUCGCCUGUCUGGCCAUCUAUCGGCUCUAUUUCAGCCCCGUCGCCCACAUCCCCGGGCCCAUCCUCGCGAAGAUUACCUUUUGGUACGAGUUCUACUACGAUGUCGUCCUGACUGGCCAGUACACCUUCAAAAUCAGACAACUGCAUGACCAGUAUGGCCCUAUCAUCCGCAUCAACCCAGAAGAAGUUCACGUUGCCGACCCCGACUUCUACGACAUUGUCUUCACUGGUGCCUCCCAGAAGCGUGACAAGUGGGCGUGGUUCUGCGACCAGUUUGGUAUUCCUGAUUCCGCCUUUGCCACGGUCAAGCACGAUGUCCACCGCAUGCGUCGAGCUGCACUCAACCCCUUCUUCUCUAAAGCCAAGGUGCGCAGUCUACAGCCUCUGAUUCAACAAGUUGCCCAACAACUUCUCUCUCGUUUCGAGGAAUUCAAACACGAUGCCGAGCACAUGACUCUGUCAUUGGCCUACGCCGCCCUGACAAAUGACGUGGCCGAAAUGUAUGCUCUGGGACGUAAUGACAAUCGAAUUGAGGCAAAAGACUUUGAUCCUAGCUUUCACGACGCCUCGGUCGCAGGAAGCACCAUGGGUCAUCUGACCAAACAGAUGCCCUGGAUCCUGCAUCUCAUGCAAGUGCUUCCGGACUCGGUGGCGGUCAUGAUGGACCCUAACAUGGCUUCCUAUGUGAAGCUGCAAAGAGAUAUCAAAGCCCAAAUUCAAGUCAUCCAAAGUAACCGGAAUAGUGACAUGUACAAAGCUGCUGCCCACCAGACCAUCUUUCAUGAAAUCCUCAACAGCAACCUCCCCGAUUCGGAAAAAUCUCCGUCUCGACUCUGGCAAGAUGGCCAAGUCACAGUCAUCGCCGGGACACUGACAACAGCAUCUGCCCUCUCAUACGCGACUUACAGCCUCCUCACCCAACCCCAAACCCUCAAGCACCUUCGAGACGAGUUGAGAGAUGCCAUCCCAAAUGUUGACCGACUUCCACCAUUGGCCAGCCUUGAACAACUCCCUUACCUCCGAUCGUGCAUCAAAGAAUCUCUCCGGCUCAGCAACGGGGUCAGUUCUCGAUUGCAGCGGAUUGACCCGGACAAGCCCAUAUACUUUACAGAUCAAACAAAGCACAAUGGAAAGACGUAUAUCCUUCCUCCCGGUACUCCCAUCUCCUUGACGGGGAUGCUGAUUCACACCGACCCCAACUACUUUCAAGAGCCAUUUGCCUUCCGGCCUGAACGGUGGCUUGAAAAUCCGGGGCUGGAAAAAUACCUUGUUCCGUUUGGGCGAGGUUCAAGGCAAUGCAUUGGCAUGGAAUUGGCGUACGCGGAGUUGUAUAUAACUUUGGCGCUUGUGUUUCGAUGCUACGGCAGCGCCGAUGUGCAGAUGGACGGAGAUCGGGGCCUCCUAGAGUUGUACGACACCCAGUUUGAGCGAGAUAUCGAAAUUGUGGGUGACGGAAUCACACCACUCAACCGAAAGGAAAGCAAGGGCUUGAGGGUGCGAGUGAAGGAUGUCUAGGCUUUAGCUCGCCGAGAAUGGAAUGGAUGAUGGCUUGGGGUAGAAUCAGGGUUCACCAGCACAUGUUUUAAAUGCUGACCUGAUGCGCCAGCCUAGGUAUGCAUUGGUACUGUUGUAGCCAAUGUCGCAGUCUGCUGAGGGUCUGGAAGUGUGUGCUGUCAAGUGAUGGCGCCAGGGCAUCUGCAGGCUCCUGCGGGCAAGCCAGGUAUACCUACCUACCUAGGUACAUGAGCAUGUACAGUCCCUAACUUGGCGUACUUCGGUCCUUCCACAGGUACAAAAUACCAGCCUACGGAACGCCUCUAAGUACAUUCUAAC
This is a messenger RNA of Exophiala mesophila, 1988 nucleotides long. RefSeq lists its product as uncharacterized. The transcript has 3 exons. The record is from RefSeq and is a predicted model, not a curated record. Lineage: Eukaryota; Fungi; Ascomycota; Eurotiomycetes; Chaetothyriales; Herpotrichiellaceae. Bases 105 to 1670 code for a protein of 521 amino acids. Gene Ontology annotation, molecular function: monooxygenase activity; iron ion binding; oxidoreductase activity, acting on paired donors, with incorporation or reduction of molecular oxygen.